Molecule: messenger RNA, 228 nt
Organism: Caenorhabditis remanei
Lineage: Eukaryota; Metazoa; Nematoda; Chromadorea; Rhabditida; Rhabditidae
Exons: 2
Coding region: 1-228 (75 amino acids)
Source: RefSeq, a predicted model, not a curated record
AUGGGAGGUAGCAGUGGUGGCAGUGGUGCAUGUUGUCCACCGACCCCAUCCUGUCCUCAAGCAAAUCAAUGUUCUUCGAGUUACGUAUCUCCUCCUUCAUCUGGUCCAGCCAGUUAUCCAAUUCCUCCUUCAUCGUAUGCUCAACAACCUCAACAAUACGCUCAACCAGCAGUCGCUGCAGCGGUGCACCCACCACCUUCUCCAAAAUAUCCAACUGCUGGAAAAUAA